Molecule: messenger RNA, 632 nt
Organism: Tinamus guttatus (white-throated tinamou)
Lineage: Eukaryota; Metazoa; Chordata; Aves; Tinamiformes; Tinamidae
Product: lipocalin-like
Molecular function (GO): small molecule binding
Source: RefSeq, a predicted model, not a curated record
UCGGCGCAGGGAAGGACAGGGCGCUGCAGACAUGCAGGCCACGCUGCUCAGCAUCCUGGGGCUGGCCCUGCUCGGGGCGCUGCACGCGCAGGGGGACGCUCCCGUGCAAGCCGACUUCCAGGAGAAGCAGUUCACAGGGAAGUGGUACAGCAUCGGCCUGGCCUCCAACUCCAACUGGUUCAAGGACAAGAAGCACCUGAUGAAGAUGUGCACCACGGUCGUCUCGGCCACUGCUGACGGCAACCUGGAAGUCACUUCCACCUACCCCAAGGCUGAUCGAUGUGAGACGAAGAACAGCCUUUACAUCAAGACAGAGCAGCCAGGACGGUUCAGCUACACCAGCCCCCGCUGGGGCAGCAAGCACGACAUCCGCAUCGUGGAGACCAACUACGACGAGUACGCCCUGGUGGCCACGCAGAUCUCCAAGAACAGCGGCACCUCCACCAUGGUGCUGCUCUACAGCAGGACUAAGGAGCUCAGUCCCGAGCGCCUGGAGAGGUUCACCCAGUUCUCCAAGGAACAAGGACUGGCAGAUGAAGAGAUCCUCAUCCUGCCCAAAACAGAUAAAUGCAUGACCGAUGCUGCCUAGGUGAGUCCUGGUUUUGGAGGGACUCAGACCAGCCCCAUGUGGG